UAUUCUCCAUUCUGCAUCGGGAUCUUACGGGGUCUUAUUGGAUUUCUGAAAAACAAUUUUUUUAAUUAAUAAAAAACACUGUAAAUUUUCGCAAAGUCGAUGCCUUUUCUUUUCAAGACAGCACAAUUCACAAACCCUUAAUUGAAUCCGAGAGAGAGAGAGAGAUUAUUUUUUGACAAAUUUAAGUUUGGACCCUGAAGUCCCCACAUAGCUUCUCUGGUUUUGAUGGAUCCCAAGAACUCGAAUCGACACCAAGUACCAAAUUUCUUGAACCCACCACAACCACCACGAAAUCAGGGUUCCGACGAAAACAAGGACGAGAAUCAUCAUAAUCAUCGCAAAUCAGCUGAGGUUAAGGAUUUUCAGAUCGUGGUCGGUUCCGACAAAGAAGCGAACAACAGUAAGAAGCAGCAGAAUCAAAACCAUCAGCUUGGGCCUAAGAGAAGCUCUAACAAAGACAGACACACUAAAGUCGAAGGUAGGGGUCGGAGAAUCAGGAUGCCUGCGCUCUGUGCAGCUAGGAUUUUUCAGUUGACCAGAGAAUUGGGUCACAAAUCGGACGGCGAAACAAUCCAGUGGCUGCUUCAACAAGCCGAGCCGUCUAUAAUCGCAGCCACCGGUUCAGGAACCAUACCGGCCUCUGCUUUAGCAUCUGCUGCUGUCUCUAACCAUCAUCACCAAGGUGGGUCUCUCACUGCUGGUUUAAUGAUCAGUCAUGACCUAGACGGUGGUGGUGGUGGGUCUAGUAGUGGUAGACCAAAUUGGGGAAUUGGCGGCGGAGAAGGAGGAGGAGGAGCUUCUAGGUCAAGUUUACCAACUGGGUUAUGGUCAAAUGUUGCUGGGUUUGGAGCUGGUGUGCAAACCACAGGGAUGAUGAGUGAAGGUGCUGGUUACAGAAUUGGGUUUCCUGGGUUUGAAUUUCCUGGUGUUUCCAACAUUGGUGCUAUGAGUUUUGCAUCCAUUUUGGGUGCUAGUGGUAAUAACAACCAGAUGCCUGGACUUGAGCUAGGGUUGUCUCAGGAAGGGAAUGUUGGGGUUUUGAAUCCACAGUCUUUUACACAGAUUUAUCAACAGAUGGGUCAAGCACAAGCUCAGGCUCAGGCUCAGGCUCUGGCUCAGGCUCAAGGUAGGGUUCUUCACCAUACUCUUCAUCAUAACCCAUCACAUGAAGAUCAUCAGCAAGAGAGUGGUGAGAAAGAUGAUGAUUCUCAAGGCUCAGGGCGUUAAAACAUUGAUAUUCCCUUCUGGAUUUGAAAAGCUUGUGGCUUUUGUUUUGUGAUAAAAUUUUUGUAAGUGUACAACUAUGGCGAAGAACAGAGAAAAAAUGGGUUAAAUACUGAGUGAGAGUGGUAGUCUAUACUUAUUGAAACCUCUGCAAAAACACAGGUGAGCUGAUUUCAACUUUCAGAGGAUGAUGAUACAAGAGAGACUCGAAGAGCAAAUUUUUGAGUGUUUGUGACAUUUUCUUUUUGGCGGUUGUUGUUCGAAACUUGCAGGUGGAGUUUGUUGAUAGACACAGCCAGAGAUUUUUUUGCCCUUUUUUUUAAAGCUUUGGAGUCUGUCUUAAGUUUGAUCCAGAGAGGCUUGUUUUUUCGUAUUCUGUGUGUUGUUGCUUCUUUUGAAUAUCAAGAAACCGGCUUUUCGAUAGUACAAUGGUAAUGUAUACUUGUUCUUCCAUCACAUUAGUAGAAUGAAGAUUACAGUUUCUUACAAUGAUGGAAAAACUCAUUAUAGCUCCUUUUGCA
Messenger RNA from Eutrema salsugineum, 1745 nucleotides. RefSeq names its product transcription factor TCP20. Gene Ontology annotation, cellular component: nucleus. Lineage: Eukaryota; Viridiplantae; Streptophyta; Magnoliopsida; Brassicales; Brassicaceae. The transcript has a single exon. Gene Ontology annotation, molecular function: sequence-specific DNA binding; DNA-binding transcription factor activity. The coding region runs from base 226 to 1227 and encodes 333 amino acids. The record is from RefSeq and is a predicted model, not a curated record.